AUGAUAAAGGACUGGUUGCGCAGGGAGAUUGAGGAAUCGGAUGAUUCUCCGCAUGCGUGGUUGCAUCUGGUGCGGAUCUACAAUGCCACACGCAGUUCUGUCACUGGGUUCUCGCCCUACUUCCAUAUGACGGGCAGAAACUUCAACGGGCAGAAACGGUUGGGGUUGCAGGACAGGGUACUGUCGCUCUUGGAAUCCGAGAAGGGCACAGAGGAUAUGGGUUUUGAUGCCGUGGCGGCUGUUCGUGAUCGGCGGGCUCAGCUGGAGCAGCAGAGUCGCGUCAACAUCAAGCGCGAAGAUGUACCAUUGCUGCCGGUGGGUUCUCAGGUUUGGUAUAGGUUGCGCGGCAAGUCUUAUGACCUGUUUGCGCGAUGGGAUGGUCCAGCGAAGGUGGUGUCAGUCCAGGCUCUACUUACACACGUGGUGGAGAUGGCAGACGUCACUCAUCGCAAGUUUUUGCGGGCUGAGUUGAAACCGCAUGUUGGGAAGCUCACAAAGGAAGCAAUCGCCAAUGCGGACGGGUACAAACAGGCGGUAGGGCAUUGUCUGAGGCGCACUAAGAAGGCCCGAACGUGGUCAGACGUCAUGAGUUCGGUUUGGGGCCGUUGGCAGAUGUGGUGUGACGAGGCUGCAAUGGAGUGUUAUACGCCUUUGGCGCCAGGGCCUAGAACAAAGCAUGUGUCCCCAUAA
Molecule: messenger RNA, 690 nt
Organism: Sphaeroforma arctica JP610
Lineage: Eukaryota; Ichthyosporea; Ichthyophonida
Exons: 2
Coding region: 1-690 (229 amino acids)
Source: RefSeq, a predicted model, not a curated record